GUUUUGGCCAGGUAUAAAAGUAAGCUUUAAUCCAGGCAAAGUGUGAGUUCGCCAGCUGGAAGCCAUUCUGACCUACCAAAAACCCGACCACCAUGAUGGGCAAGAUCAUAUUCUACGAGGAAAGGAACUUCCAAGGACGUUCCUAUGAGUGCAGCAGUGACUGCUCCGACAUGUCCUCCUACCUGAGCCGCUGCAACUCGUGCAGGGUGGAGAGAGGCUGCUUCAUGGUGUAUGACCGCCCCAACUACACAGGCAACCAGUAUUUCAUCAGGAGGGGCGACUACAACGACUACAUGCGUAACUGGGGAAUGAGCGAUUCCAUCAGAUCUUGCCGCAUGAUCCCACUGUACAGAGGAGCCUACAGAAUCAGGAUCUACGAACGUGAGAACUUCAUUGGCCAGAUGAUGGAGAUGUCUGAUGACUGUGAGUCCAUCAUGGACCGUUACAACUGGUCCAACGGCUGCAUGUCCUGCCACGUGAUGGAUGGCCACUGGCUGAUGUAUGAGGAGCCCCACUUCAGAGGCAGGAUGUGGUACUUCAGGCCUGGGGAGUACAGGAGCUUCAGGGAGCUGGCCAUGCCUGGCAUGAGGUUCAUGAGCAUGAGGCGUAUCCUGGACUCCUGGCAUUAAAUCACCCAUCACCCAGCUAAUUGUUAAAUAAAAAAUGUCUAACCAAGAAUCAA
Molecule: messenger RNA, 682 nt
Organism: Astyanax mexicanus (Mexican tetra)
Lineage: Eukaryota; Metazoa; Chordata; Actinopteri; Characiformes; Acestrorhamphidae
Product: gamma-crystallin M2
Exons: 3
Coding region: 93-629 (178 amino acids)
Biological process (GO): visual perception; lens development in camera-type eye
Molecular function (GO): structural constituent of eye lens
Source: RefSeq, a predicted model, not a curated record